CUUUGUCUGGGAGCCGCCAUCUUGGGCUUGGUGUCAGCCGCCGGGGAGGCUCCUGCGCAGCUUUGGCGGCGCGGUGGGUGCUGGGUGAUGAUGGUUGGAGGGCGCCGCCGGCGUCCCGGGGAAGCGGACCUGAUCGCUGCUAUCUCCAUGAGAGGAAGACUGCAAUAGGGCACUGGAGGAGGAGACUCAAGGAGGAGACUCAAGAUGUACCAGUUGACAGUCAGGUCACUCUCUGAAGCUCAGCUGCCUCUUCAGCCAUCAGGUCUAGGUGGCUGUGCUGUAGACUCUGUUGCCCUGUGACGUGCUGGUGCGGGGAGUUCCAUAGGGAGGACGCUCGAUGCCCUGGAAGCCAGAAAUGGGGUUGGUGUCAUUUGAGGAUAUAGCUGUGGAAUUUACCUGGCAGGAGUGGCAGGACCUGAAUGAAAGUCAGAGGACCCUCUACAGGGAUGUGAUGCUGGAGAACUACAAGAACUUGCUGUUUUUGGGGCACUGCAAGACCAAACCUGAGUUGAUCUUCAAUUUGGAGCACAGACUUGGGUCAUGGAUUGUAGGAGAAGCCUCAGACCAGAGCAUUCCAGAUUCCCAGGAAAUGAAUACCCUGACCAAGUUCUGUCCAGAAACCAAAGCAAGACAUGUGUGGCAAGUUGUAUUUGACCAUGAUACAUCAAAGGAGUUGACUAGAGUAGGGAAGGCAUUCAAUGUGAGUGCAAACCAUGUUUCAAAUGAGAAUAUAAAGAAUGAGAACCCACUAGGAAUGAGUCCUAAAAAGCUUAUUCUGUGGAAGAAUGUGUAUAUCCAUAGUGAUGUUGAUGAGCUAGAAGUUGGAGAAGAACCUGAUGAUCUUAUUGGAACUGUAAAAUCCAUCAAAUAUCCAGAGCAUGUUAGUCUAUACAAAUCUCAAAGUUCACAAAGUUAUUUUCGAAGUCUUAUACCAGGGAAAUCCUUCAACACAAAAGCAGUAUUACUGACUCAUAAGUUCAGUGAAUAUGCAAAAUCUUUAGGUGACACAGCAUUUAUUGGCAAAGAGAUGACUCAGAUAAGGGAGAAAUCUUUUGAAUGUGAUAUAUCAGAGAUAAAGUGUAACAAGUCUGACCUUGAUGAAAAUGAGCAAAUACACUUUGGAGAGAAACAUUUCAAAUAUAGUGACUUUGAGAACCCUUUCAUUACUGAAUCAUAUCUUCUAAAACAUAAGGGACAACAUGCAGGAGAAAAGCUCUUUGUUCAGGAGGAAUAUGAGUUUUCUCAGCAGUCAGAAGUGAGUCUCCAUCAGAAAAUCCACAGAGGGAAAAAGUCCUAUGAAUGUAAAAUUUGUGGAAAGUGCUUUCAUUGGAAAACGAGCUUCAACAGACAUCAUAGUACUCACACUGGUGAGAAGCCCUAUGAAUGUAAGGAAUGUAGGAAAGCUUUCUGCCAAAAGUCACACCUCACUCAGCAUCAGAGAGUUCAUACAGGUGAGAGACCAUAUAUAUGUCUAGAGUGUAGGAAAGCUUUCUAUCGUAAGUCAGAGCUCACUGACCAUCAGAGAAUUCAUACAGGUGAGAAGCCGUAUGAAUGUAAGGAAUGUGGGAAAGCUUUUUGCCAAAAGCCCCAACUCACUUUACAUCAGAGAAUUCAUACAGGUGAAAAGCCCUAUGAGUGUGCAGAAUGUGGGAAAGCCUUUUCCACCAAGUCCUAUUUAACUGUACAUCAGAGAACUCACACAGGUGAGAAACCUUAUGAAUGUACAGUAUGCAGGAAGUCGUUUAUUUGUAAGUCGAGUUUCAGUCAUCAUUGGAGAACUCAUACUGGUGAAAAACCCUAUGAAUGCAAGCAAUGUAUGAAGACAUUCUACCGCAAGUCAGGCCUGACUCGACACCAGAGAACUCACACAGGUGACAAACCCUAUGAAUGUCAAUUAUGUGAGAAGGCUUUUUAUUGCACUUCACACCUCACUGUACACCAGAGAACUCAUACAGGUGAGAAACCCUAUGAAUGUAAAGAAUGUAGGAAAUCUUUCUAUGAUAAGUCAAAUCUCAGACGGCAUCAGAAGAUUCAUACUAUGGAGAAAGCCUGUGAAUGCAAACAGUGCAAUAAAUCUUUGCUGAGUAACACUUCUCAACAUCAGACAAUGUACUAUGAAUAUGAAGAAUGUAAGAAAGCUUUCCCACAUAAAACAAAUUUUACUUAAACAUGUAAUACUUCUUAUAGGUAAGGGAACCUGUGAAUGUAAAGAACAUUGGGAAACAUUUGCCCACAAGUCAGAUCUUACUGUACAUAGGAAUACCCACAUGAGAGAUUAAACUGUAUGAAUAAACAGGGAAAGAAAACUUUGAUUUAUGCUUGUUUAUCAAAGAACUCACAAUUGACUGGCAAGUAAUUUUGCUAGGUACAUAAGUGAUUGCUUUUAAACCAACAUAAACAGAUGUUUAUGGUGGAGGGUCACUUGUACUCAGGCAACAGAGGAAGACACCAUGGCUUAAAAGAAAAUUGGGCAAAAUUUUCUACUUGAGGUUUUCCUGACAUGAUACCAGAACUCAAUGGUGUGAAACCAAUGAAAAUGAAGAAUUGCCUCAAGCUCUGAAUAGAAUUUGCAACUGAUUACUGGGUGUGUUGGUGCAUGCUUGUAAUCUCAAUACUUGGGAGGUCAAGAAAGGAGGAUCAAGAGUUAUAGUCCUUGGCUACAGAGCGAGUUCACUCCCAGCCUGUGUUACAUGGGACCUUAAGAACAAAAAACCAAAUAAUUAAAAAUACAAGAAUUUGAGAAUAUAAUGGCUUCACAAAUUCUAUAACUGACAAAGGACAAAAAUACAAUUACAUACCUUAAUGCCAUUUGAAUCAAAUAUGCUAUAUGAGUCCUAGUCAUAUAAGUUUUGUAGAAACGUGGAACUUUGUGGAAAUCAUGUUACUGGACAUCACUUCACUCAAAACUGAGCCCACUUGAAUUUAAGCAGUUAGGAGGGCUGUGGAUGUAGUUCAGUGGCAGAAUGCUUGAUCAAUAUAAAUGUUGACUUUUAUGUAGAUUACCUGUUACCACCUUAAAAGUUUUAUUGUAUUUAUAUGUGCAUACAUUCCAUAUCACAUAUGUCAGGGUCAGAGGACAAACUCUUCAAAGUUAUUUCCCUCCUACCUGGUGGGUUCUUCGUAUCAAACUUAGGUUGUCAGACUUGGCAGCAAGUGUCUUUAGCCUUCGUCUGAGCCAUCUACUGCCCUUGUAUUUUAUACUCAUCAAUUUUUGUAAAAUAAGCACUUCUGGAGUUAUUUCAGUCUGUUCAGAAUUCUUUAAUGGGUAAGGACAUUUCUUUGAUCAUUUUAAGUGAAGUUUCCCCAACUUUUCAAUUUGGAGAUAAGGUCUUGCUACAAACACCCUGGUUGAUAUCAAAGUCCUGUUCUUACCUGUGAGUGCUUUGAUUACAUGUAUGUGCUACUAUGCCCAGCAUAACAUUUUAAGGCUUAAAAAAAACUAAGAAUGAAAACUUCUGGAGCUUUUUUUGGCUGCUGUCUCUAUGGUCUAAAUGCUCCAUCACUGUGUUACAAAAACAUUGAACAAAUGAAAGAUUUGAUUUCACAGUACGGUGAAAGGAUGCCAAAUCUGUCAAGAUCCAGAAGAAUGCGGGUCAUGUGAAGUUCAAAGUUCACUGCAGCAGAAACCUAUGCCUUGAUCAUUACAGUCAGGGAAGCUGAAUCAGAUAAUGAAGGGGCCGAAAUAAAACACAUCUUCAUUUGGAUUGUAUUAAAAUCCUACAAUGUAAAAAAAAUCUGUUCGUAUAACUUGAGUGUUAAUUGGAAGUAAUAAGUUAUUUAAAAAUUAUUUCAAAUUGUGUUUAGUUGUGUACAAAUAAGCAAGAUGGUCAUUCCAGUCAGCAUAAACUGGUCUCCAAUCUGGGACACUUGUGGUUGACAUAAAUGAAAGUUAAUAGUUAAUACUCAAAUCUAGUGAACAAGCUUGAACCACAUCUCAAAUAUAAUUAUGUUCUAUAUUAUAUAUUUUGUUUUAGAAAUCUGAAUUGAGUGCACUCAGAAUAAGUACAGAAAAUUUGUUACAUGUGUAACAAAUACAUUGGGAGACUACUUAAGAGGUAGGGUGCAUGCCCUUUUAUGUUUGUAGUUCUGAUUGCAAUUUCAGACAUAAGUAUUAAGAUGCUGUGGUUGUAUUAGUUAACUUGGUAUUACUGUGGGCAACUAUCUGAUAGAACCAAGUUAAGGCUGUACAUACUUAUUUUAGAUCAUAAUUUCAUAUAGUCAAGUUACUUGACCUCCCCCCCCCCCUCGACCA
Molecule: messenger RNA, 4252 nt
Organism: Peromyscus leucopus (white-footed mouse)
Lineage: Eukaryota; Metazoa; Chordata; Mammalia; Rodentia; Cricetidae
Product: zinc finger protein 501-like
Exons: 6
Coding region: 338-2167 (609 amino acids)
Biological process (GO): regulation of transcription by RNA polymerase II
Molecular function (GO): DNA-binding transcription factor activity; RNA polymerase II cis-regulatory region sequence-specific DNA binding
Source: RefSeq, a predicted model, not a curated record